Messenger RNA from Penicillium manginii, 1845 nucleotides. RefSeq names its product protein serine/threonine kinase activating protein nimO. Bases 1 to 1845 code for a protein of 614 amino acids. The record is from RefSeq and is a predicted model, not a curated record. Gene Ontology annotation, molecular function: nucleic acid binding; protein serine/threonine kinase activator activity; zinc ion binding. Gene Ontology annotation, biological process: positive regulation of nuclear cell cycle DNA replication; regulation of cell cycle phase transition. Gene Ontology annotation, cellular component: nucleus; Dbf4-dependent protein kinase complex. The transcript is spliced from 3 exons. Lineage: Eukaryota; Fungi; Ascomycota; Eurotiomycetes; Eurotiales; Aspergillaceae.
AUGUCGACUCGACGCCCUCUCGCCAACGUGCCGAAUGCCACCAAUUCUCCUCACAGGACCGGGCUCUUGCCUGCCAAACGAGCCCGGUCGACUCAACUCGAGAUUCCAUACGGCCAGCCCCCGCCCAAGAAGCAAGUGAUGGAUGUUGCGGAGCAAGAGACUCGGUCUCCCUCGCGGAGUAGAUCAACCGUUCAACAAAGCACUGAGUCUAGGCUCUUUGCUCGCCGAUCCAAUAACGCCAACCCUAGCGCGUUUGAGAAGAAGCUCGUUGCAGCGAGAGAUCGUGAACGGCAGCCGGUUGUGAAGGGAACCAAGGGCGAGAGGCCAUCCGCGGAUACGCUGGAUAAUAUUCGUCAAUGGCAACGGCAUUACCGCAAGGCUUUCCCUCAGUUUGUCUUCUAUUUCGAUAGUAUCCCAGAAGAUGUUCGCCGAAAGUUCUCUCGUCAGGUGGUUGCACUUGGAGCUCGUGAGGAGAAGUUCUUCUCUCGACUAGUCACCCACGUCGUCACCUCACGUCCCAUCCCUGCCGAAGCCGUCACAAGUCCAACCGAAGAGUCUACAGCUACACCAGAGGCUAGUGGUGAUGCCCAUAUCCAAACAGUCAACCCAUCCUUACUAGACAAAAGUGCUGGUCGCCGGGAUCAAGGAAACAUGGAUGUCUUGCAAAGAGCUCGACAGAUGGGCAUGAAGAUCUGGGCACUGGAGAAGUUGCAACGGAUGAUCACGACAAUCAAUGACAAUGAGCUUGCUGGUCAACAUGAUGCUGUAUCGCGGAGCAAAGCUGCCGGUGGCCAUACUACGCAUGGCAAGGGUGAUAAUGAUCUAUCACGCGUGCUUCGUCAAGAAAUGUUGAAUGGGCCAUCGGACCGCGAUCCUCUGGCAUCUAUGGAAAUGCUGGUGUUCAAGGGGCCUUUUAUCUACAUCCACGACAUGAACGAGAAGACCAAGCCGGUCAUGGUUCGAGAGUAUUCGCGCGUCGCCAAACGCCAGGAUGGAUCUUGGCCCCAAUUCCGAAGUGCGCCCCUGGGCAAGUGUCCUUUUAUCGAUGAGCCUCCCAGUCGCAAAGAGUAUGAUCGUCACCGGAUGCGUCAAGCUCAGAAGGAAAAGAAAGCCGCUCGACAGAAUGUUGAGGAGCCUCAACCUCAACCUGUUGCUACUAAUGAAACGCCCAUCGACACCAAAGCAUGCACAGAAGUCGCCAAGCCACAGAUGUCAAUUGAGGAGAAUUCGAAGCCUCUAUCACCAAGCUCUGAAAGCUUCAUCCCUCCUAAUUUUCCUCGAACUGGUCCUUUCUAUACUGGCCGCGAGCCUGCGGCAUCCGGUGUGCAACCAUCCAAUGUUACUUCCGCUAUCCGAUCACAGAUGAUCUCUUCCACUGCAGCUGCGCCUGGUGCUAAGGCAGGACUGAGCAAGGAAGUCCACGGGUUGAAACGCAAGGUUCUGGAGAAGGGCACUGGUGGUAUCAUCACGGGAUCGAUGGCCGCACCUCAACGUCCGAGCAACGGCUCGUCACUGAACCCCAUCAGAGCUCAAUCAACCGAGUCCAACAAAUCAGCUGUUCCUGAGAAGACUGGCCACGAAGAGGAUGGAAAUCAAUCCGAAGGAGCUGGUAACAAGCGCCGGCGGGACGAGCGACGGGAUAGCCAACAGAAGAAGCCUGAACAACGGCGACGAGAUCCCAAACCUGGGUACUGUGAGAACUGCAGAGACAAGUUUGAUGACUUUGAAGAGCACACCCUCACUCGAAAGCAUCGUCGAUUUGCACAGAACACUUCCAACUGGGCCGAACUCGACGCCCUACUCUUCGAAAUUCAACGCCCGCUCAAGGACGAGUAUCAGUUUUGA